Momordica charantia (bitter melon) is the source of this 581-nucleotide messenger RNA. The record is from RefSeq and is a predicted model, not a curated record. Lineage: Eukaryota; Viridiplantae; Streptophyta; Magnoliopsida; Cucurbitales; Cucurbitaceae.
GAGCUUCUAUCCCGCAACGGUGUGAAAUUCGGGGAAGCGGUAUGGUUCAAGGCUGGAUCUCAGAUCUUCAAUGAAGGUGGGCUCGACUACUUGGGCAACCCCAGCUUGAUCCACGCACAGAGCAUUUUAGCCAUUUGGGCUUCCCAAGUAGUUCUAAUGGGAGCCGUCGAGGGAUACCGUAUUGCCGGUGGUCCACUCGGCGAGGUGACCGACCCGAUCUACCCGGGUGGGAGCUUUGACCCGUUGGGACUUGCAGAUGACCCGGAAGCAUUUGCAGAGCUGAAGGUGAAGGAGCUUAAGAAUGGAAGGUUGGCGAUGUUCUCCAUGUUUGGUUUCUUCGUUCAGGCUAUUGUCACCGGAAAAGGUCCAUUGGAGAACCUUGCUGACCAUUUGGCUGACCCAGUCAACAACAAUGCUUGGGCUUACGCCACCGACUUUGUUCCUGGAAAAUAAAUCUACAAAAAUGUGACUUUUUUUUUUAACUUUAGCUUUGAGUGUGUGUAUUGUAAUUUUACUAUAGAUUAAAUGACAGGGGAAAUAUGUAUUUUUGUAUUAAAUAUUAUUCCCUUUGCUUUGGAAUA